AUGUACGACUACGUACACGUGGACGAAAAGUGGUUCCACGCCACGCCAAUCCGUUCCCGGUUCUACCUGCUGCCCGGAGAGGAGCCUCCACAUCGGUCGACUCAAAGCAAGCGAUUCAUCACCAAGGUGAUGUUCUUGUCGGCAGUUGCACGACCUCUAUGGGACAACGCCAAGUCCGAAUGGUUCGAUGGUAAGAUCGGCACGUGGCACUUUACCCAGCAUGUUCGGGCAGCCCGCUCGUCACGAAACCGUCCCGCGGGGACAAUGGAGCUGCGACCUGUCAACGUGACACGCCCUGUGUACAAGAAGAUGCUCAUCGACAACGUCAUACCUGCCAUCAAAGCUCUCUGGCCGGCCGACUGUUCGAAGACCGUCUUCAUCCAACAGGACAAUGCCCGCCUGCACGUCCCACCUAGUGACGCCGACAUUAUCAAGGCCUGCACGUCCGAUGGAUGGGCGAUGAAGUUGAAGUACCAACCACCGAACUCGCCGGACAUGAACGUCUUGGACCUCGGGUUCUUUCGCGCAAUCCAAGCACUUCAGCAGACGCACCACUCGAACACCUACGAAGACAUCGUGAAUGCGACGAACAACGCGUGGAAGGACGUAGACCCAUGGUCGUUGGAGCGCAACUUUUUGACGCUGCAAUCAUGCUUGCGUGAGGUCAUCGGCUGCGCCGGCGGGAACUCCUACAAGAUUUCGCACAUGAAGAAGGCUGCUUUGAAGAAAUGUGGCCGCCUACCCGAGUCUGUGUCGUGCGGCAAAGACGUCUACGACGAUGGUUGCACACUGCUCGGCCAGGUCGACCUAAGCACCGUCAUGCUUGAGCUGUCUCUGCAAACAGCGCGCGACUUGGAAAUGAGCGACAUCUUCACAGCAUUGGAAACUCUUGACAUCGAUGACCAGGAUGAAUAA
Messenger RNA from Aphanomyces astaci, 915 nucleotides. RefSeq lists its product as hypothetical. Gene Ontology annotation, molecular function: nucleic acid binding. The transcript has a single exon. The coding region runs from base 1 to 915 and encodes 304 amino acids. The record is from RefSeq and is a predicted model, not a curated record. NCBI's taxonomy places the organism in Eukaryota, Oomycota, Saprolegniomycetes, Saprolegniales, Verrucalvaceae.